Messenger RNA from Alligator sinensis (Chinese alligator), 339 nucleotides. Its product is annotated as feather keratin 4-like. The record is from RefSeq and is a predicted model, not a curated record. Lineage: Eukaryota; Metazoa; Chordata; Crocodylia; Alligatoridae. Gene Ontology annotation, cellular component: intermediate filament. Gene Ontology annotation, molecular function: structural constituent of cytoskeleton. Bases 1 to 339 code for a protein of 112 amino acids. The transcript has a single exon.
AUGUCUUUCAACCGCCAGCUGCUCAGCUCCCGCUGCUACAACCCCUGUGAGGUGACCUGCCCUCAGCCAUACGCCAAUGCCUGGAACGAGCCCUGCGUCACGUCCUGCGGUGACUCCAGAGCCGUGGUCUACCCACCCCCAGUGGUCAUCACCUUCCCAGGACCCAUCCUCAGCUCCUGCCCCCAGGAGAGCUACGUGGGCACCUCAGAGCCGCUCCAGAUCGGCAGCUCCUUUGUCUCCAGGGGCUCUGUUGGGUCCGGGAGCUCCUUAGGAUGCCUGUCCCCUUACUAUUCCCAGCGGUACAAUAAGUACCGCUAUGACAACUGCGGGUCCUGUUAA